This is a messenger RNA of Nanorana parkeri, 2364 nucleotides long. Its product is annotated as AF4/FMR2 family member 3-like. NCBI's taxonomy places the organism in Eukaryota, Metazoa, Chordata, Amphibia, Anura, Dicroglossidae. Gene Ontology annotation, cellular component: super elongation complex. Gene Ontology annotation, biological process: regulation of gene expression. The transcript has 9 exons. The coding region runs from base 1 to 2364 and encodes 787 amino acids. The record is from RefSeq and is a predicted model, not a curated record.
AUGCAGGAUAAGUCCAGAAGUCCUCUGAGCGGAUGUGGGUACGAACAAGAUAAAAGUGUACUGCGCAGAAAGGAGUGGGAAAGGAGGAGUCAAGAAGUCCAGCCAAGUGAGGAUAUUUUUCUUGUCAAUUACCCCCUCUUCAGUGAGCCAUACAAGACUAACAAAGGAGAUGAGCUUUCAACUCGUAUCCAAAGUACACUUGGAAGCUAUGAUGAAAUGAAGGAGCUGUUAACAGAAAGAUCCCACCAAAGUAAUAUUGAUGGCAUUCCAAAGACUGACUCAGCAAACACACCCCGUGGGAAGAUAGAAGACCAUCUUCCUCAAAACUCCACAGAAAGCCAUUACUUGGUUUGUCACACUCUGCAAACAGGUAUAACAUCUUCAGCAACACCUGUACAGCUGAACAACAAAGCCAACAUGAGCUGGCAAUUAACCGGACAUUCCCUGAAGGGGCAGAAGGUGGGAAGCAAGACUGACCAAAGAAAGGCUACUUCUUCCAGUAGUGAUUUUAAGUGUGGACAUCAAAAACAUAUAAUUGACAAAAGCAAACAUUACAUGUUAAGUCCAGAAUCUUCUACAACCAAUGACCAUCAGCACAACCUAUUAAUAUGUGGAUUUGACAAACCCCUCAGUAGAAGGAUAACACAUUCAAAAUUGAAUUGCAAUAUAGACUUGGAUCUACCCAUCAAAGAGAAGUCUUGUAGCCAGAAUAACAAUAGUUUAAAUUCUUUGCAGAAUUUCCCUUCUUCUAUCGUGUCCAAGCUGAACCCUAUUCAGCAAAAGCCAACAGCUUAUGUACGUCCAAUGGAUGGCCAGGACCAGGCACCAAAUGAGUCACCAAAAUUGAAAUUACCAAAUGAACUGACUACAAUCUUGCCAAGAGGACUUUCUGGUAUGGCUGAUUCAGACAAGUUACAGGAUGAGAAAACAGAAACAUUUGUCAACCUCAGCCAAGAGGAUAAUGAUCACAGUGGCAUGGGAUUUAACAGUCCAAAACAUGAUGAUUUGAAGAUCCGAAGCCCAGCAGAUUGUUCAGCUCAAAUAUCAAUGCUUGAAGAUGACCUGAAAGUAAGCAGCGACGAGGAAGACUAUCAACAGCCAGCAACCCAGGGACAAGCCAUCGGAGUCCAAAGUGGCAGUGCUCACAGUGGUGAUACUCAGAAACACAGCAGUUCAGCGCCAGGAGUCUCCAUCAAAGGGUCAAGCAGCAGCUCAAGUGAAUCUGACACUAGCUCUGAAUCAGACUCAGAAACCGAGAGCAGUUCCAGUGAGAGUGAAAGCAGCACGCCAUCUGCUUGUACCAGCCCCGAGCCCGAACAGGCAACUUCAAAUAAAUGGCAGCUGGAUAAAUGGUUAAAUAAAGUAAAUCCUAACAAAAACACUAUUCUUAACCAUGGAAAGGGCCUGAAUCCCAGCGGAGUUCAUGAAAAUGAGCCAAGCUGCACAGAAGCAUCUAAAAUAUGUCAUCCAAGUCCAAAUCUCAAGGAUGACCGGAGCCCUAUCAAAGAGGAUCAAAGCCUGGGAGUAGUUUGUGCUGUGCAUGGGAGCAGAAGUGUGAAGCUGCAGUCAUCUCAUGGCGCACGUGCUGCUACAAUUGUUGUUGCCGUUCCUGCUGAAAGCACUUCUUGUAGGAGACCUAUAUGCAGAAAACUAACAAGAAGGGCAGAGAGGACAUCUAGUGAUGAUAAUCUGAACUGCCACAAGCCAGAUGAGACUUCUGUAAACCAAGGAAUUCCAGAGAAUGAAAUACCUGAGCAGGCCAAAAAUAGGUUAACUUGCAGUAGCAAGAGAUUGCAUAGAAAAGAACCAAGACCAGGUCUUCUUGGCUGUGAACUCAGGCGGACUCAAAUUACUAGAUCUGCCCCAAAAUUAAAGCAGGUCACUGAGUUUUUGGUGCAACCUUCAGAACCUGGCACAGAAACAGAAGUAGACACAUCACAGCUCUCUAAAACUUUCUCAGCGUCCCCAUCAGAAAACAACCACAGGAUCAAAGAGUGUGGGAAAAGUAAUAGCGUCUAUGGUAGUACAUGCAGUUCACACAGCUGUGUUAAUGAAAGGACUAGAAAUAACAUUGCACCAGAAACAGAAGAACAGUUUUAUACACUAGUUCCCUUUGGAAGAAAUGACAAUGUGUGCUCCUUAAAGGGAAAUGAGCAGAUCAAAUCACUGUGGGUCAGGAUUGAUUUAAAACUUUUGACCAGAUUUCCACAAAAUAUGCCCCAGGAAAAUCACAAUUUAAAUUCCAGUAUGGACAAGACACUCGUAGCAUCUCGGAAUGGAGAAUUACCUCCAGCAAUAGAUCACUCUGCUUUGAAAAUGCGUCGAAAGCGUAAGGUAGGAAUACAUGGUGCUGCAAAUUGUUGA